CAACUUUUGACUAAAGGCUGUUGGAGUUGUGAUUUGAGAAAGCUUUAUGUUUUUUCUAUCCAUGUUUCGCAUGCGAGGUGGCUGACAGAAGGAGGGCAUAGGGAAGAGGCUCUUCAGCACAACGCACUGAGAUGCAUUGAACAUCAUGCAGUGACGGCACCUCACCAGAUUUAUUAUUUACCUUUAUUUUAGUGCUCAGCUCUGCAACGAAGAUUGCAAGACGACACGUAUAAGAGGAAGAAGACCUUAGUGGAAAAGACAAUCUGCAUGUGAAAGUACUGGAUCUGGUGCUAUCGGAGGCAAGAGAUGCAGCCUACAAGCAAGCUUCUGAGUCUCACCCUCCUCGUCUUGAUGGGCACUGAACUCACCCAAGUGCUGCCAGCCAACCCUGAGGAGUCAUGGCAGGUGUACAGCUCAGCCCAGGACACAGAGGGCCGCUGUGUCUGCACCGUGGUGGCGCCUCAACAGACCAUGUGCUCGCGGGACGCCAGGACCAAACAGCUCCGGCAGCUGCUAGAAAAAGUCCAGAAUAUGACCCAGUCUAUCCAGGUGCUGGACCAGCGGACCCAGAGAGACCUGCAAUACGUGGAGAGAAUGGAGGUCCAGCUGAAAGGUCUGGAGACCAAGUUUAAACAGGUGGAGGAGAACCACAAGCAGAACAUUGCCAGGCAAUAUAAGGCAAUAAAAGCGAAAAUGGAGGAACUUAGACCAUUGAUACCAGUGUUGGAGGAGUACAAAGCUGAUGCAAAAUUGGUAUUGAAGUUUAAAGAGGAAAUCCAGAAUCUGACGUCUGUGCUAAAUGAACUCCAGGAGGAGAUUGGAACCUAUGACUACGAGGAGCUGCAAAACAGAGUGUCAAAUCUUGAAGAGAGGCUUCGUGCGUGCAUGCAAAAAUUAGCAUGUGGGAAGCUGACAGGAAUCAGCGAUCCAAUCACAAUUAAGACGUCUGGAUCAAGGUUUGGAUCCUGGAUGACUGACCCCCUGGCACCUGAGGAUGACACUAGGGUGUGGUACAUGGACGGCUACCACAACAACCGAUUUGUGCGGGAGUACAUGUCCAUCUACGACUUUAUGAAUUCCGACAACUUCACGUCUCACCGCCUCCCCCACCCGUGGUCGGGCACGGGUCAGGUGGUCUACAACGGCUCCAUCUACUUCAACAAGUUCCAGAGCCACACAAUCAUCAAGUUUGACUUCAAGACCUCCGUCAUCAGCAAGUCACGUCAGCUGGACUACGCCGGCUACAACAACAUGUACCACUACUCCUGGGGAGGCCACUCGGACAUCGACCUCAUGGUGGACGAAGGCGGGCUCUGGGCCGUCUAUGCCACCAAUCAGAACGCGGGGAACAUUGUCAUCAGCAAACUGAACCCCAACACCCUGCAGAUCGUCAAGAGCUGGACCACCAAUCACCCCAAGAGGAGCGCAGGAGAGGCCUUCAUGAUCUGUGGUACGCUGUAUGUCACCAAUGGCUACUCCGGUGGGACCAAGGUGUACUAUGCCUUCAGCACCAACUCGUCCACCUACGAGUACAUUGACAUACCGUUCCAGAAUAAGUACUCUCACAUCUCCAUGCUGGACUAUAACCCUAAAGACAGAGCGCUGUACGCGUGGAAUAAUGGUCACCAGGUGCUGUACAAUGUCACCUUGUUCCACGUCAUUCGCUCAGAGCAGGAGCAGUAGAUAGCUAGCCAUGCUGUGACCUUCUC
This is a messenger RNA of Salvelinus namaycush (lake trout), 1709 nucleotides long. RefSeq names its product noelin-like. Bases 307 to 1683 code for a protein of 458 amino acids. The record is from RefSeq and is a predicted model, not a curated record. Lineage: Eukaryota; Metazoa; Chordata; Actinopteri; Salmoniformes; Salmonidae. Gene Ontology annotation, biological process: signal transduction. The transcript is spliced from 6 exons.